Messenger RNA from Prorocentrum cordatum, 753 nucleotides. NCBI's taxonomy places the organism in Eukaryota, Dinophyceae, Prorocentrales, Prorocentraceae. The record is from the annotation of a GenBank genome assembly.
AUGGUCACCAUCACAAAGGAGGAGUACGACAGGCUGCACGCCGUGGCAGCCAGCAGCGGGAUCAGGGAGCAUCAGGAGCCCGCACCGCGCCUGCUGGCUGGCCCCAAGUGGGGCUGGCGCCAUCGCCCCGCCGACGCCGUGGACAGCGCCGCCCCGCCCGCCUGCGCCCCGUGGCCGAAGGCGAAGCCGAUGCCAGGUCGACGGACUGGAGGCGGCCAGAGUGGCACGGCCAGUGCCGCGGCGACAGCAGACAGUUUUGUGGCGACACCACCGAAGCCGAAGUGGGCUAGUGGAGGUGGCCGUGAGGACAGCAAGCCGACGGAGGAGCACGACACGGGCGCCGCAGCCGAGUACUGCGAGUACGGCGGGGUGGCGGCGCAGCCGAGUGCCGUGGCUCAACAGCAGCUCAGCAAGGUGGAGGAGUUGCUCAGCGAUGCUGGCGUCAUCGUCAUGAAGGCGGUGCAGCACGCAGGCGAGGAGCACGUGGCCCCAGUGCUGCUGGAAGACGAAGUGUCGGGGAUUCCACCUACCGUUCGGACGGAGAAGAUGAAGCGAGGUGGACGACACGUCAGGAUCGCGAGGCUCAUGGCCAAGCAUGUUGCCAAUGGUGGCGACCUGAAUGCAGUGAGACAGUCGGCCGACCGCAACGUGCACAAGUACAUCGAGUGGUUGUUCCAGAAUCACUGGAAUGAGUUCGAAGAAUUCGGCUCAGCACAGGUUGUGUGGGACUGCCUUCGCUGGGGCGCUUCUUGA